AUGAAACUGCACCUGGGUCCAGGCAAUCCCAAGCACAAAUCCAGGCUGGGCAGAGGAUGGAUUGAGAGCAGCCCUGAAUGUCUUGGUGGACGAGAAGCUCAGCGUGAGCUGGCAAAGUGCUCACAGCCUAGAAAGCCAACUGUAUCCCGGGCUGCAACGAAAGCAGUGGGAGCAGCAGGGCCCGGAGGAGGUGAUGCGCAGCCCAAAUCAUGGGUACAGGUGGUGCUUCUGAAAAGACAGCAGCUCAGGGUUCUGCAUGGCGGUGAGCUUGCCCACCAAGAGCAUCGUUUGGCUGCUCCACAUCUUCCCUAUAGCUUAGUUCCUAUGGGCACCAUGCGACACCGAAGAAAUGGCAAUUUUGAGAGUUCCAGACUCCUCUAUUCCAGCAUGUCUCGCAGCAUAGAUGUGGCUUGCAGCGAUGCCGAUUUGGUCAACUUCAUUCAAGAGAACUUUAAGAAGAGAGAAUGCAUCUUUUUUACUAAAGACACGAAGUCCCAGGAUAAUUUAUGCAAAUGUGGCUAUCCUGAAAAUCAACACAUAGAAGGCACUCAGGUUAAUACCAAUGAAAAGUGGAACUACAAGAAGCACACUAAGGAGCUUCCUACUGAUGCCUUUGGGGACAUUCAGUUUGAAAACAUGGGAAAAAGAGGAAAGUAUAUCCGUUUAUCAUGCGACACAGACUCUGAAACGCUCUAUGAUCUUAUGACCCAGCACUGGCACCUGAAGACCCCAAACCUUGUCAUCUCUGUCACUGGGGGUGCAAAGAACUUUGCACUCAAACCCCGGAUGCGCAAGAUCUUCAGCAGGUUGAUCUACAUCGCCCAGUCCAAAGGGGCCUGGAUUUUCACGGGAGGCACGCAUUACGGGCUGAUGAAAUACAUCGGAGAAGUGGUCAGAGACAACACCAUCAGUCGGAGCUCGGAGGAGAACGUGGUGGCUAUUGGCAUUGCAGCCUGGGGCAUGAUUUCCAACCGAGAAAGUCUGAUUCGCAGUGGUGAUAAUGAUGGGUACUACUUGGCCCACUACAUAAUGGAUGAUCUCAAGAGAGACCCCUUGUACUGUCUGGACAAUAACCACACCCAUCUCUUACUGGUUGAUAAUGGCACCCAUGGGCACCCGACAAUAGAGGCAAAAGUACGAACUCAGUUAGAAAAGUACAUCUCGGAGCGGGUUAUCCCAGAAUCCAAUUACGGAGGGAAGAUUCCAAUUGUGUGCUUUGCCCAAGGUGGAGGGAAAGAGACUUUAAAAUCUAUCAAUGUGGCCAUCAAGAGUAAGAUUCCCUGUGUUGUGGUGGAAGGUUCCGGCCGGAUCGCUGAUGUUAUCGCUAGUUUGGUGGAGGCGGAAGGCACUCUUACUUCCUCGUGCGUCAAGGAGAGCUUGCUCAGGUAUCUGCCUCGCACCAUUUCAAGGCUUUCGGAAGAGGAGACGGAAAGCUGGAUCAGAUGGAUCAGAGAAGUCCUUGAGAACCCUCAUUUACUGACAGUUAUCAAAAUAGAAGAAGCUGGAGAUGAGAUUGUGAGCAAUGCCAUUUCUUUUGCUCUUUACAAAGCUUUCAGCACCAAUGAGCACGACAGAGAUAACUGGAAUGGGCAGUUGAAGCUGCUGCUGGAGUGGAACCAGUUGGACCUGGCCAGUGAUGAGAUCUUCACCAACGACCGAAACUGGGAGUCGGCUGACCUGCAGGAUGUCAUGUUCACAGCCCUAGUGAAAGACAGACCCAAAUUUGUCCGUCUCUUCCUGGAAAACGGCUUGAAUCUGAGGAAGUUCCUAACCACAGAGGUCCUUAGAGAGCUGUACACCAACAACUUCAGCAGCCUGGUGUUCAAGAACCUGCAGAUCGCAAAGAACUCUUAUAAUGAUGCACCGCUCACGUUUGUGUGGAAAAUGGUUGAAGAUUUCCGAAGAGGUGUCAAAAGAGAUGACAAGAAUAGCAAGGAUGAGGUGGACAUAGAUCUUUCAGAUGAGUGUUCUAUCACGAGGCAUCCGUUACAAGCUCUGUUUAUUUGGUCAGUUCUUCAGAACAAGAAAGAAUUGUCUAAAGUCAUUUGGGAGCAAACCAGAGGUUGCACUUUGGCAGCCCUUGGGGCCAGUAAGCUCCUGAAAAGCAUGGCGAAGGUGAAGAACGAUAUAAAUGCUGCUGGUGAGUCCGAGGAACUCGCUAAUGAGUAUGAGACCAGAGCAGUAGAGCUGUUCACCGAGUGCUACAGCAAUGAUGAAGAUCUGGCUGAGCAGCUGCUGACCUAUUCCUGUGAGGCCUGGGGAGGGAGCAAUUGUCUGGAACUAGCAGUGGAAGCUAAAGACCAGCAGUUCAUUGCACAGCCAGGAGUGCAGAAUUUCCUUUCCAAGCAGUGGUAUGGAGAGAUUUCAAGAGAUACUAAGAACUGGAAGAUUAUACUGUGUCUGUUCUUUUUCCCUUUAAUAGCCUGUGGUUUCAUCUCAUUCAGGAAGAAGCCUGUGGAGAAGAGUAAGAAGCUCUUCUUGUAUUAUAUAUCUUUCUUCACCUCCCCCUUCGUCGUCUUCUCCUGGAAUGUCAUCUUCUACAUCACUUUCCUGUUGCUCUUUGCCUACGUCUUGCUUAUGGAUUUCCAGAAGGAACCCACCAUCCUGGAGAUCAUCCUUUACGUGCUGGUCUUCAUUCUGCUUUGUGAUGAAGUGAGACAAUGGUACAUGAAUGGCAGUAAGUAUUUCUCAGAUCUGUGGAAUGUUAUGGAUACACUAGCAAUCUUCUACUUCAUAGCAGGAAUUGUGUUCAGGCUUCACUCUUCUGAUGAAAGCUCUUGGUAUUCUGGGAGAGUCAUUUUCUGUUUGGACUACAUAGUUUUUACUCUGAGGCUGAUCCAUAUUUUCACAGUUAGCAGGAAUCUAGGACCCAAAAUUAUUAUGCUGCAGAGGAUGAUGAUAGAUGUCUUCUUCUUCCUCUUCCUCUUUGCUGUGUGGAUGGUGGCCUUUGGGGUGGCCAGGCAAGGCAUCCUGAGGAAGAACGAGCACCGCUGGGAGUGGAUAUUUCGAUCCGUCAUCUAUGAGCCCUACCUGGCUAUGUUUGGCCAGUACCCUGAUGACGUUGAUGGUACCACCUACAACUUUGACCGCUGCACCUUUUCUGGGAAUGAGUCCAAGCCUUUGUGCGUGGAGCUGGAUGCCAACAACCAACCCCGCUUCCCAGAGUGGAUUACCAUUCCCCUUGUCUGCAUUUACAUGCUCUCCACUAACAUCCUCCUUGUGAACCUGCUCGUGGCCAUGUUCGGUUACACUGUUGGAUCAGUACAAGAGAACAACGACCAGGUGUGGAAGUUCCAGCGUUACUUCUUGGUCCAAGAAUACUGCAAUCGCCUGACUAUCCCCUUCCCUUUUGUCAUCUUUGCUUACAUAUUCAUGGUGAUGAGGAAAUGCUUCAAAUGCUGCUGUAAAAAAGAGUGUAAAGAGCCAUCUGUUUGUUGCUCAAAAAAUGAGGACAAUGAAAUUCUGGCAUGGGAAGCUGUCAUGAAGGAAAACUACCUUGUCAAAAUCAAUACCAAAGCAAAUGACUCGUCAGAAGAGAUGGUGCAUCGAUUUAGACAGCUGGAUGCAAAGCUUUCUGAUUUGAAAGGUCUUCUGAAAGAGAUUUCCACCAAAAUCAAAUGAGUGCGGCUGAAAUCCAAGAGCAGCUCCCUGAGCAGGGUACCGAUUGCUCAAGGAUAACUUGAGCUGGCAGCAACCACCAAGCAAGCAGCAACUGAUCCACCAGAAUGUAUCUCAGCAGGAGACACCAAGAGUUUUUUUUCUUAUAAAUUAGCCCUCUCUGCAUGUUACAAGGUGAUGAUGAAUGUUUAUCUCCUGGCAGGAUUCCCACAUUAGCCAAGCUCUCCUUUUUCCUCGUCUCCCCUGAUGUUCAAUGGCGGCAGUUAGUCCUUGUCAGCUGCUGUUAAACAGCACUUCUAAGCUGCCGCCAAAAUCACUUUGCUUUUCAAUUUCACUCCAAGGGGCCCGUUCAUGGAUUUCCUUUAGCAGAUAAUUGCUUGUCUUGAUGAAUCAAUCUCCCUUCCCUUUCCUUCCUAGAGUAGCCAGAUCUACCUUGUUACUUGCAUGGUCUGUCAGACCUGCCAAAAUCUGUAAUGCUGGCGUGCCAGAAUACAGUGCGUUUCAGCAUCAUCUCCUGGAUGAAAGACAGCCUUUGGUCCAACCCUGCACCCACAUCUUGGACUCUUCAAGAGCAGUGUGGAUUUCUUCCCGCUCUGCCUGGAACUGUGCAGUAUUGCUGAAGCUCAACUAUUACAACCCUGCAUGGGAGAGAUUUAAUUAGUCUAGAAAGCAUUUCCAAAAGCUUCAUGUGCAAUCCUUGCUUCUUCCGUUAGGGAUGACUCAUGAACUUAGACCACUGAAAUUCAUUUGUUUUUUCCAAAUAUCUAUUUGCACAUGUUUGCAUUUUGAAAUGGAGAAGAGAUUGUUGGACAGCUUUGAAUAUUGUGAUGCUUGCUAUGGUGAGGUUACUCCUUCUGCUUUGUCUAAAGUAGCAGCUGAAUUUUCUGUGUGGCAUUUUCUGCGCUUGUUAUGAGAGUUAUUUACCUUGUGAAGUAUUGUAUCUGUCUUAAUCCUCAGUGUCUAGGAACGGUCUCCCAAGGUGUUUGAUUUUGAAGGCCUAGGUAGUUUCCUUUCACCUGUCAUAGAAUCAUAGAAUGGUUUGGGUUGGAAGGGACCUUAAAGUUCCUCCAGUUCCACCCCUGCCAUGGGCAGGGACACCUCCCACUGGAUCAGGUUGCUCCAACCCCAUCCAGCCUGGCCUUUCAUACCCCUAAGGUUGGGGCAGCCGCAACUUCUCUGCGCAGCCUGUGCCAGGGCCUCACCACCCUCACAGGCAAACAUUUCUUCCGAAGAUCUUGUCUCCAUCUCCUCUCUUUCGGCUUAAAACCCGUUGUCCUUUUCCUGCCCUCCCUGACCAAGAGCUGCUCCCCAGCUUUCCUGUAGGCCCUCUCUAAGUGCUGGAAGGCUUAAGGUCUCCUCGAAGCCUUCUCUUCUCCAGGCUGAACAAGCCUAGAUUUCUCAGCCUGUCCUCGCACAGGAGGUGCUUCAGCCCUCGGAUCAUCUUUGUGGCCUCUGGACUCGCUCCAACAGAUCCAUGUCGUUUCUGUGCUGAGGACUCUGGAACUGAACGCAGGUCUCCAGGUGAGGUCUCAUCAGAGUGGAGAAGAGGGGCAGAAUCCCCUUCCUCAACCUGCUGGCCCUGUUCCUGAUGCAGUCCAGGAUACGGCUGACUUUGUGGGGUGGUCCGUACACUUUACUAGGAGAGCUGUCUGAUAGAAUACAUGGGUGCUUACAUGCUGCCACAUCAGCUUUCCGGAUGAGUUGUUAGGGAGGCAAAGGAGGAAUUCCUGCUGAAGUAGGUGAGUCGCUGUGGACAGUGCGAAUACAGCUAUCGGAUGCCUGUCUGGAGACCGGAGACUGUAUGGAGGCCCGUGUGCAGAGCAUGUUCCAGUCCCUGUCUGCUAUGAAAACAUGUUGGUCCAGGAUGGUGAAGACAAGACCAGACCAUUCUGUGUGUUUUGGCUUGCUUCAGUACAGGGAUGAAGCUCUCUUGUACAUGAGGAAAGUUCCUACUUCAGGAUGCAGCUCACUGCCUGACGAGGCCAGUACACGCGUGCAUCGUUUCUUGGAGCUGCUGCUCUGUUUGUAUUUGCAGCUACAAAGACAUUGGUCUUAUAGGGGAAAAUGUGAUGAGUUAUCACAACAAUUACUGCUCUUUCCUUGCUGCUUCACAAUACCUAACUUCACUGUAUGCCAUGCAUUACACGAUCCUGGGGGAUAGAGCACUACCAAGAGAAAUCUUUAUUGUUCGCAUGUGAAAAUAUUUGUAUUUUGCGCUUGUAAAGGACUCAGGCUUUCAUUGAUAUAUCUGGCAGUGAUAUUAAAUCAUAAAAUAUUGAGAUGAGAUUACUUUCUAGAAAUUAUUGACUCCUAUGUCAUUUGUAUGCCUGACCUGUGAAAAUGGUGCUUUGUUUCUUACAUAUUUAAAACCUGCUGUGCCCCACGAAGUGGUGGCUCCAUCCUGGUUAUUCCUUCCCUUCCAUACAGUCUAAGCUGGGGAUACGUUUAGGGUCUGGAUAUCGCAGCACCUGCUCUCUCUAGGCCUGUGCCACCUCUUCUGUGGGGAUGGAGAUGGUGUCAGAGAGAUGGAGAGCGAGGCCCAGGCUCUUCCUUGGCCAGAGCCAGCUCAGGGCUGAGGUGCCUGGGCCGUGCCCCUCAGAGAGUCCCCUGCUCGGCCUGGCGCCGGCUGCCCUUGCUGUGUGCGUGGCCUCGGGAGUAAGA
Messenger RNA from Cuculus canorus (common cuckoo), 6279 nucleotides. RefSeq names its product transient receptor potential cation channel subfamily M member 8 (gene TRPM8). Lineage: Eukaryota; Metazoa; Chordata; Aves; Cuculiformes; Cuculidae. Gene Ontology annotation, molecular function: ligand-gated calcium channel activity. Gene Ontology annotation, cellular component: membrane. Bases 1 to 3621 code for a protein of 1206 amino acids. The record is from RefSeq and is a predicted model, not a curated record. Gene Ontology annotation, biological process: calcium ion transmembrane transport. The transcript has 27 exons.